Messenger RNA from Purpureocillium lilacinum, 192 nucleotides. The record is from RefSeq and is a predicted model, not a curated record. Lineage: Eukaryota; Fungi; Ascomycota; Sordariomycetes; Hypocreales; Ophiocordycipitaceae.
AUGACGCCAUGGAGCAGCAGCACCUCAUCAGUGAUCGCUCACGCUCUCUGGGGCAGCACCAAACACCAAACUUGUGCCAGCUGCUGCUGCCGACCGCCGUCCCAGCCGGGCGAUGGACUAAAAAACCAGAUGGGUGCUAACGGCAAUCGCCCAGCCGGUGUGUGCGUGUGUAUGCCCCAGCACGAGCGAUAA